AUGGUUCCUGAGAAAGUUAUAUUACAAGAUCCUCAAUUCAAAGAAUCGCGACUAGAGUCUUUGUAUUCAAACUUCAAUCAUUUGAAGGAAAACCCAGAGGGACUUGAAGCCAACGUGGCAGCUUGGAAGUCGCUCCUGCUGGACGCGAGAAAUAAAUGUCCAGAUCAGUUCGAAGAUAAAGUUGCCUUUGACUCAGAUAGUCUGGUGGACCAGUUUUCACUACCCUCAAAGGGACUGGUACCCAAGGGUCUAAACAAGGUCAUUGAUCAGCUAGUACAGGAGAGAGUUCUAGUGCCAUUUUCGCAGUAUCAGCAAGACAAAGGUUUGCUAGGACGUGUGGUGGGGUGGGUGUUUGGCCCACGCUACCAGAGCGGCAACGAUAGUUCUGGACAGCUCAGGAAGGGUGAGCGCUUUAUAAUAAUCUCGGAGCUAUCGAAGUGGAGUUUACGCUUAGGGUCGUAUCUGAGCAACAACUCUCCGCUGGUGAAAGACCAUUUGGUUGAUCUCGCAUCCAAAGACUUGGGUCUUUCGCGUUUUGAUAUCGAAUGUUGUUUACUAUGUCUCGAAAGAGAACGCAAGCUGGCAGUAGAAGGUGACGUGGUGCGUGUUUUGGACGAGACACAGCAAGAAGUGCAACUCUCACCCGAGCAAGUGGAAUCGAUCGCAACUUUGAAAUACUCUAUCUACAAAAUGACCAAGUACAACGACGAGACAGAGAAAAGAGUCCACGAGCUGGAGGCUCGUGUACGCGAAUACGUGAAGAAGAACCAAAUGAUUAGGGCCAAAUCUGAGCUCAAAAUACAGAAAGCCUUGUCAGCAAAGCUGCAAAAAUCCACUCAGGGACUUGAGAACUUAGUCCUACUGCUAUACAAAAUUGAGGAGAACAAUAACAAUAUGCUGGUGGUUAAGACUUUGGAGUCUAACUCCAAGAUUUUGAAGAACAUGAACGAACAGGUUGGGGACAUCGCCUCGGUCGUGCAAGAGGUUCGUGAGGAGUGGGACAGAUUGGACCAACUAAGCGAGCAUCUUGGUGCAUUCACUGCGGACGACAGUUCGAUUGAUGAGGAAUUGGAGCUGCUCGAGAAAGAGGAGAAAGAGAAGACAGAACAAGAAAAAGAGAAAUCAGCAGAGCCAGAGCCAGUGUCGGAGCCACACAAGGAGGUCGGAGAGCCGGCAGCCGUGGACGAUGCCGAAGCAGACACAGUGCUCCUCGAACGGUUCAACAGAUUGAAGCUGCCUGCCAAAGCUACAGAGGAAAAAGAGCCAGAGAAUCCAUUGCCUGCUUGAUCUAUAAAAUGACGACUCCGUUAAGCGGCAAUAUGUAUUGUCGAAGCUUGAUACCUGCUUCUUGGAAAACCUUAGAACUCAGUUCAUCCAUGGAAUAGCUUUGGGAAUAGACCACUUCUUCGAUGCCGCUCUGAACAAUUUUUAUAGAGCAUGUGAGACAUGGGCAGGUAUUGCAGUACAGGAUAGCGCUUUUUCCUAUUCGGUCUCUGCCCGCUUCUAAUAUGGCGUUUUCUUCUGCGUGCAGACACAAACAGGUCGACAAUCCGAUUCCACAUGAAUCGCCAGCAUUGCAUCUUGGACAGCCUCCUUGGUUGCAGUUCUUGACGUUACGGGGAGUGCCGUUGUAACCUGUUGCCAAAAUCCUACUGUCUCUGACUAGCACACAGCCGACUCUGCGUUUCAUGCAGUUUGAUCUCAGCGCAGCUAGAUCUGCCAGCCUCAUGAAAUACGCGUCCCAGGAGGGUCUGAGCCGUUCUUGGUUCAGAAGGUUCAGACUUCGAAGUCUAUCGUGAAACUCCUGGACUGUGUGCCCAUCAUUUAUGAUUCGUAUCUCCGACUGGUCAAGGAUCCGCAACAUCUCGCCAUUGUUUCCGAAUCUAUAUUCAUCUGAUCGCAGUGCAAAUUGUUCCAAAGUGAUGUUCGCGUUCGUUUUUUCAAGUCUUUUGAAUCGGUUGAUUAGGGACGCGUCGAUAGCCACAUGGAGGAAAAAGGGCCGUUUCAAAAGGGCCUGGAGAAACUUGUUGCUGGUAAUGCAUGUGAGAAGAAAGUUAUCGUACCAGUUUUUGGUGACAAAGUCGAUCAGUUCCGACUCAGUGUCGAAGCUCUUGAAUACUUGAAGAUUGACUUCGGCAGGUGAUCCGUCAACCGUGAUAUACUUAAACCCAUAUUCGCUAACCAGAAAUGCCGCCACUUCUGACUUGCCCGAAUACAAUGUGCCUGUGAUGCCAAUUAGCAUUAGCUUUUUCGUGUAGCAGUGAAGUAAAUA
Messenger RNA from Ogataea polymorpha, 2272 nucleotides. RefSeq lists its product as uncharacterized. Lineage: Eukaryota; Fungi; Ascomycota; Pichiomycetes; Pichiales; Pichiaceae. Gene Ontology annotation, cellular component: cytoplasmic side of plasma membrane; multivesicular body; ESCRT III complex. The record is from RefSeq and is a predicted model, not a curated record. Gene Ontology annotation, biological process: vesicle budding from membrane; late endosome to vacuole transport via multivesicular body sorting pathway. The coding region runs from base 1 to 1287 and encodes 428 amino acids. The transcript has a single exon.